AUGAUUCAGCGGCGCACACCCGUCGAGAAAUACUUCGCGAAGCGGACCAUCGAGAAAAUGAAGGGCCUAAUUCACGAAAGCCUCGACAGACUCGUCUACCACUUCAAAGAAGCCCAUGCCUCGCACCAGGUGGUCUCUCUCGACGCGGGAUUCGCAGCCCUAACCUCCGACAUUAUCCACAAGUACGUGUUCGGGUUCUACCUGGCUAACCUCGACAAGGAGGGGUUCAACGCCAAGACCGUUGUGAACUUGAUGCCGCUGGAGGGGUUGCGCAAGUUCAAUCCCCUGGUGUUUGCUCUCGCCAGUCAGAAGAAGAAAUUGUACCAUCGGGCCGUAGCCGCGCUGGAGAAUCCGCAUUCGCAUUCCAACAAUAGCAGCGGGACUGUAUUUGACACUCUUGUAUCGCCGACGCUGCUGGCGCACAUGCGCAGGCCGGAGGGGCUGAUAAACGAGGGAUUUGGCCUGGUGAUUGGUGGCGCGGAGACGACGGCUCGUGCGCUUGGUAUCUGCGCGUGGUAUUCGUAUAGCAGGAAAGAUAUUCUGGCUAAGCUCAAGGAGGAGUUGAAGCAGGUGAUGCCGACAGCAGAUUCAAGACCGACGUGGAAGGAACUUGAAGGGUUACCUUCUUUGUCUGGCGUGAUUGCUGAAUCCCCUAUGCCUAGGUAUUGGGCGUGGCGAGUCGCGCCUACGGAGGCGUUGGUAUACAAGGACUAUACUAUCCCGCGAAGCACCCCCGUCAGCGAAUCAAGCUAUUUUGUCCUCAUGGACCCCCAAAUCUUCACCGACUCGCACGAAUUCGACCCAGAAAGAUGGAUACGUGCCACUGCAAAAGGACAACGGCCCGAUCGUCUGGCGUAUGCCGAGAUGUUCCUGACCAUCGCGACGUUGGCACACCGGUGUAAUAUGGAGCUGUAUGAAACGCCCAAGGAGAGUAUUGAAUUUGCUCGGGAUUCUGGCACCCCGUACCCUGCGAAGGGAAACUUGAGCGUACGGACGAUGAUUACGGUGUCAUCGAGUAGGGUGCAUAGUCUGUGUAAGGGUGAAUCUGAGGUUGAUUUGCUUCCAUAUUUAGAAGAAGACUGUCAGUAUACAAGCAAGGGAAAUGUAGCUAACACUGGACGACGUAUCUGA
This is a messenger RNA of Aspergillus lentulus, 1131 nucleotides long. Lineage: Eukaryota; Fungi; Ascomycota; Eurotiomycetes; Eurotiales; Aspergillaceae. The record is from RefSeq and is a predicted model, not a curated record.